AUGCUAGCUCGUUACCACAACAUGAUGGCUGUUUCUACAAUUCAUGCCCUUGAACUUUUAUCCCGUGAAAUUAAAUCUAUAUUUACCCAUGCUUCCAUGGUGACGCGAAUUUCAGAAAUGUUGAAUUACUUCCUCCUGCACUUGGUUGGUCCAAAACAGAAAAAUUUUAAUGUAAAAGACAAAAAUGAAUAUGAGUUUAAGCCUCAGCAGAUAGUAUCUGACAUUUGCCAAAUCUAUAUCAAUCUUGGGGAAGAUGAAGGAUUUUGUUUGGCUGUCUCAUCUGAUGGCCGCUCAUACUCAAGUGGGCUGCUUGCCAAAGCAACACAUGUUUUACGGAAAAUAGGACGUCUUCCUCAAUUCAUUGACAGUUUUGAAGAACUUGACAAAAAAAUCAAGGCAUUGGAAGUAAAACAAAAAGAGGAGGAUGAAAUGGUUGCUGAAGCACCAGAUGAAUUCCUUGAUCCAAUUAUGGGAACUUUGAUGAAAGAUCCUGUUAUUCUACCCACAUCUCAAACUGUUCUUGAUCGUACAGUCAUAGCACGGCAUCUCUUGAGUGACCAGUCUGAUCCAUUUAACAGGAAGCCACUGACAAUGGACAUGGUUAUUUCAAAUACAGAACUGAAAGAAAAAAUACAUAAAUGGCUAAAUGAUAACAAGUCUAAGUGA
Messenger RNA from Acanthosepion pharaonis, 666 nucleotides. The record is from the annotation of a GenBank genome assembly. Lineage: Eukaryota; Metazoa; Mollusca; Cephalopoda; Sepiida; Sepiidae.